AACAAUGGCGGAGCUCAAAGAGGCAGACGCUGCUGAGCUACACCAGGAGGACGUCGAUAUCAAACGUGGAGAUGGUGGAGAGGCAAUGUCAGCUGGUGACCAAGCUGGAGAACAGGCUGUGAAGACUGAAGCUGCUGCAGACAGCGAUGCUAAACCUUCAACCACAACUGCUGAGAGACACAUCUCCAUCCAAACUAAACUGGAGGGCCUCGAGGGGCUGGUUGACCUCAAUGGUGCGGGACGGAAGUCGUGUCCUCUGUGCCCUGAGGAGAAGUUUAAAGCCUGCUACAGCCACAAGCUCCGGCGACACCUGCAGAACCUCCAUUGGAAAGUCUAUGUGGAGUUUGAAGGCCAGAAGAUGUGCAUCUGCCACCUGCCCUGCAGAAACCUGAAGCCCAGCCUGAGUGGAGAUCCGGCCUCAGGGAGACACGUGGCUCACUACCACUGUGUGGUGUGUUCUGUCACCAUCGCCCGCAAGACGGAUAUGAUCAGCCAUCUGAAGCGACAUGUCAACAAAGGAGAGACUGAAGCCAGCUACUCAGGGAGCUCAGACGUGCCGUUUGAGGAGCCGGCUCCGUCUGGUCAGGCGUAUGAAAUCAUGAAAGAACUUGGAACCAACGUCCAGCUCCUCCCAAACCACACCACCCCUCAGAAGAGUGACACCUACUUCAACCGCAAGAUGAAGACCAACAGGCAGCUGGUGUUUUGUUCGCUCGCUGUUCUGGCGGAGGAGAGAAGCCCGAUCGAGUGUCUGGAUGCUUUUGGAGCCACAGGGAUUAUGGGCCUCCAGUGGGCGAAGCACCUUCGUAAUGCAGUCAAAGUGACCAUAACAGACAUCAGCGACACAUGCGUCAAAAUGAUCAAAGAGAACUGUGAACUCAACCAUAUCCGGGUGGACGGAGGCUCUCGAGGUCCCCGGGGGCCCGAUGGGACCAGCAGUGAAGGAGAGGGAGCGCCCAUCGCUACAGUGGAAGUCGCCAAGAUGGAUGCCAACGUCACCAUGCACCUGUGGCCCUUUGACUACAUUCAUUUGGAUCCAUUCGGGACAGCAGUGAACUACCUGGAUGCGGCCUUCAGAAACGUCCGGAACCUGGGGAUCAUCUCUGUGACAUCCACAGACACAGGCUCUCUGUACGCCAAGUCUCCCAAUGUCACCCUGCGUCACUAUGGCUGUCACAUAGUACGCACUGAGUAUUACAAAGAGCUAGCUGCACGCAUGGUGGUAGCCACUGUGGCCAGAGCUGCAGCUCGCUGUAAUAAAGGCAUUGAGGUGCUGCUGGCGGUGGCGUUGGAGCAUUUCGUCCUGGUGGUGGUGAGAGUCCUCAGAGGACCUACACAGGCUGACGAGUCAGCAAAGAAGUUAAAGAAACUGGUCCAUUGUCAGUGGUGUGAGGAGAGAGUCUUCCUCAAACAGGGAAACAUGGUGGAUGACACGCUGCCCUGUAAUUGCCAUGGAAGUCUGCCUGGAAAGACAGCGGUGCAGCUGGGACCAUUAUGGUCUGGUCCUUUGUUUAACACGGGCUUCCUGAGGAGGAUGCUGUCUGCAGCGGUGAAGCACAGCAUGGACGACAUCCAGCCGCUUGUCAAAACUCUGAUCUGCGAGUCCGAGUGCACCACCCUCAAGUCUUUAGUCCAUGGGCCGUCCGCUCUCACCAACCAGGUGGAGUGUGGAGUCGUCAUUAAGACCUUACAGAGCGGAGAGGAGUCGGGUCCUGCUGAGCAGUCUGGGAAGAGGAAGACGGGAGAAGAGUCUGGGAACGUAGUGAAGAAGCUGAAGUGUGAUGCAUCUCUGGAUCACCCACCCUUCUACUACAGCAUCCACCGCCACAGCAUCAGAGGCAUGAACAUGCCAAAAUUGAACAAGUUUCUUCAGUACCUGACAGAGGCCAGCUUCAGGGUGAGUCGCACUCACUUCGACCCAACGGGAGUUCGAACCGACGCCACACUGGAGCAGUUUAAAUCUGUCCUCACCAAGUACAGCGUCCCCACAUACACCAACAGCUCCACCACUCAGACGAGCGUAAGCACGGAGAAGACAGUGUGAAAGAAACAAGCAGGAACAAGGUCGACUCAAACUUUCCACGCUUUGAAAACAAAAUGGGUAUUUUCGUCUUGUUUCUACUGCACCUCUGCUGUUUCUGUUAACCUAAACAAAGUUCUGACUGCACUGAUACCUAAAGCAAACCCACCGACUGCUCUCUGUGGACGCGCUUUAACUAGAACAAAAAAGAAACUCUGUAAUCAAACCAAAACUGAUUUUUAUUUAAAAUGCAAACCAAACUGAUCCUGCAGCACAGAUGAGCCCAAUGUUUCUGCUGUUUCUCUAUUUAUUUCAGAUUUCUCUUGAAAAGUUUGUUUUUAUUUUCUAGCUGGUUUAUUGUCUUUUUCUGUUUCUCUUGUCUUAUAAAAACAUAAUAAAAAUCUCUCUGCAAAG
Epinephelus lanceolatus (giant grouper) is the source of this 2434-nucleotide messenger RNA. It is a transcript of the gene trmt1l, whose product is annotated as tRNA methyltransferase 1-like. Lineage: Eukaryota; Metazoa; Chordata; Actinopteri; Perciformes; Serranidae. Gene Ontology annotation, biological process: tRNA N2-guanine methylation. The record is from RefSeq and is a predicted model, not a curated record. Gene Ontology annotation, cellular component: nucleus. Gene Ontology annotation, molecular function: RNA binding; tRNA (guanine) methyltransferase activity.